AGUCAACGGGCGGAGGUCAUCCAAUGGCUGACGACGUUACUGACGGCGAACCCCACCUCGCAGCCAAUCAGAGGCGCUGACGCUGACGCACUUUAGCGGGUACACUUUCGGUCUGGAAGCGGCAGCGCAGCUAAGUUAGCGAGCUUUGUUUCAGAGAACACAAACUCAAACCCAUUCACACAGCGGAGUCACUUUAGAUAACGAGCUAUGUAAGUUUUUAGAAACGUACGCAGCAUGCGGGGUUUCACGCGGGGUUUCAUGCGGGUCUUUCUGCGGGUUUUCUUACUUACUAAUCACAAAGCUAACUAGCCACCGAGUGCUAACUGACAUCCUGACGAUGCGUCUCCGUGGAUCGGUGUCCUCCUCUGUCCACACGGCACACAGCUCCUAAAACAAGAGAAAUAAUCAACGUUUGGGAUGGCGGUGGCUCCCGCCGUGAUGGCAGAUAAGAUCAUAGUCCUGGAUGACGAUGAAGAGGAGAGCCCUCAGCCCUCCUGCUCUGCCUCUACCUCGUCCGCUCAGGAUCAGAAAAAUGUGUCGCCACUCAAAGCUCAGCAGCCCGUCACGACCCACAUCACUGAGUCACCUUUCGCCUCAGCCAAGAAGAAGGCACAUGUUCUGCAGGCGGAGAAUGAGAAGCUGUUCGCUGAGUUUGUGCAGCACUGCUCAGCUUUCACGCAGGACUGCCCCGAGGUUCUGACCUUUCUCCAAACCAAGCAUUCUAAGGCCUGCCCCGACUAUCUGUCAUCUGUGGAGUUCAGGAACACCUUGGGACGAUGUUUGACUCGCACCCAGACAAACCGCUCCAAAACCUUUGUCUACAUCAACGAGCUGUGCACUGUACUCAAGCAACAUGCAGCCAAGAAGAGGCAGACCCUCACCAAGGUUGAGCCUGGGCCUUGUACCUCAACAUCAGGUUCUCUCCAGUCUACCUCUUUUAUGCCCAAAAGUGAAGACAAGACUGAUGCUGAGGAGGAAGGGGUGAAACAGGCAGCGGAGGAUAAACCUUCCACCUCAGAGCAGCGGCAGGGCGGGGAGGGCGAUAAAAAGGAGGAACAGGAAGCAGAGAAAAAGGCAAAGAGAGCAUCCAGGAAACAGAUAGCGUACCUGGAGAACCUUCUGAAGGUGUACAACGAAGAGAUCCAGCGCCUGCAGCAGGCCGAGCUGAGUUUAGAUGAACUGGAAAAAGAGGAAUCUUUAUACAUCCAGGAGCACAAGCUGAAACGCAAGAUGAUGAAGAUUUAUGAAAAACUGUGUGAACUCAAGAGCUGCAACACACUAACGGGCCGAGUCAUCGAGCAGAGGAUCCAGUACAAGAGCACUCGUUACCCUGAGAUCAACAAAAAGAUUGAGCGGUUCAUCAACAGUCCUGAGGCACAGAGGAACCCUCCGGAUUACCAAGACAUCCACCAGCUGGUGCUGCGUGCCAACGAGCGCCACAACUUGUGCCUGAGCAGAAAACAGCUGAAGGAGAUCGCCCAGGAGGCUUUCAGAGAGACCGGGGGACGCUUGCAGGAGAGACGUCACCUGGACCUGGUGUACAACUUCGGCUCGCACCUUACUGACUCCUACAAGCCUGCGACAGACCCAGCUCUGUUGGACCCCGCGCUACUGCGGAAGCUUCGAUCUAACAGAGAAGUGGCUAUGUCCCGUCUGGAGGACGUCAUCACAAAGUACGCCGUAAAACAGGACGACUCAGAGGAGCAGGAGAGGACCAAACGACUGAAGAAAGACCGCAAGGAAAAAGAGGGCCACAAAUCAGAAAGGGAGGAAGAAGAAAAUGAAGGGGUGAAUGGAGAGGCAGAGGAGGAGGAGGAAGAAGAAGAGGUGGAGGAGGAUGACGACGACGAAGAAGAUGAAUCAUCAGACCCAGACAUCGAGGAAGAGAUCCAGGCCAGCACUCAGCAGGAUGGACCAGACGAUGGCGACAAUGAAGACGACAGUAAUGAGGCGGAACAAGCGGCUGAUGGUACCAACAAGGAAGAUCAGGCAGACGAGGUGUCGGGAAGCGUUUCUGCAGGGGAAGAGCAAAGCAUGAAAGAUGAGGACGACGAGCCAACAAGUGGACUCAGUCCUCUUUCUGAUGAAAGCAAGUCUCAAACGUCUCCGCAGUCUGACGUCCCCUCCCCGAGACACAGCCCCAGCCAAUCAGAGCCAAAGCAGUCUGAUGACCAGACGCCGCUGUCCAAUGGUAAACUCACAGGACUAGAGGAGCCUGUGGAUUCUUCCAAUCAAAUCUCAGUCGUGCUGGUAAGCACCAGCAAAGCCACUAAAGACCCUGCAGACGUGUCUGUAGCAGCCAAUGGGGUGUCUGUGCCCCUCUCACCGGUGAUCAUAGUAGAAAGAUGUAAAACGCAGACGAGCAACGGCACGUCACCGCCUCCCAGCCCCAGAACUACGAGGAGCCAUAAGAGGAAGAGGGAGGAGAUUACUUCAGGGAACCCCCGAAAUACAAAGCACACGAUCAUCCAUGACAGCGACGCAGAUAUUCCUCUGGACAUGGGUGUUUUUAACUGCAGUCCUCCGCAGCAAGCCGAGUCAACCCGAGCGGACACUCCAACCCAGGAAAUUGUGAGCAGCUCACAGCUGACGCCGCCUCCCAAGAAAAACAAGGUCAACGUGGCGACUCAGUGUGACCCCGACGAGAUCAUCGUCCUGUCAGACUCAGAAUGACCUUUCACCUUUUGACUUACUGAGCUGCAAGAUUCUUCCACACGACACCUGUAUUCUGGGACAGACUUUCUUUCUAAGGCUUUCCUGCACCUGCGAAAAGGAGAAAAAGAAAAUCUUUUUAUUAUUUUUUUCAUGGUGAAAUUGCUGAAAUACGUUUUUACCAAAACCUACAGCAGGAACACAGGGAAAACUAUGAACUUAGUACCUCAUGUCACUCGAUUACAUUACCACACGAACGCAAAGACGACAAAGUGUUUUUGUAAAGGACUUAAAUAAAAUAAUUGUAUAAUAACAUUUGAAAGAAAGCUGCUUAUACAGGACGUUUCUCUUUGUAAUAUCAAGGUUUUGGGAGCCGCCGUCUCUGAGGAGAAACAUGGCUGCAGUAAAGAUCCGAAUCUUUGUGAUCCAAGCGGCCAAACUACUGUUGCCGUGUUUCCUGCCUUUUAGUGCUACACGAUAAGGUCCAGUUGGUCGUAGCACCGAAAUAAGUUUUUUGCUGAAAACACUUCCCUUGGAAUGAUUGUCACUUGACCUGAACUCUUGUCAGUGUGGUUUAGAAACCAGUGCCUGAAAACAUGAAGCGUGCCGUCAGACGCGACGCCCGGACGGGGAGGUUUGUUUUCAUACUUCAACUGGCGAGCGACACCGGUUUGUUUACAUUUUUAUAUUUCAAUCUUUUUUCAUAAAGGACAGGGAAGUGGUGCUCUGUACUGUAGACAGCAUUCUUUUAUUUGCUCUUGCUAUUUAUGCAUUGAAUUAUGAGGUGUCGUUUAGACACAAAUGCUUGAUGGACAAACCUGGCAAUACUCUGAGUUUUUCUUAUUGUCAACAAAUCCCAUGAAAAGGCCAAAGAACAUAUCACCCACCUGCUGCUGAGAUACUCACUGGAGCACCCAGCUGAAAAUAGUCCCAUACAAAUACACCAUUACUCCUUUUUGAGUAACUAAAACCUACAAUAUCCAGCUGUUUUUAGGAAAUGACUAAAGGUGAGAUAUAUAUUUAUAAGUUAGCUUCAGUCUGAGGGCAGGUAAAGACGUGGUAUAUGGUGUGUUUUGGACUUUGCACAGGCUUUGUUGAUGAUAAUAAUAUUAAUAAUAAUGAUGGUAAUGCCAGCCUCAUCCUUUAAGUAGCUGUAGAACAGAAGCAAAGGCAGGUAAGUUAAGAACAGAGUUGACUCUCACCAUGACAAUGAAAACUUGUAGGUGUAUUUCUGCCCGGCCCUGAAACUGCAGAUACAUUCAUUCACCUGGUCGUCAUUGUUUAGGCCCAGCCUUAAUUAAACACAAUGCAUUAAUAUUUGCCUAAAUCCAAACAAGGGGAAGGGAAAUCUAGUUUUAUUCUGACACUGGUAAUUAUUCUCUUUCAUACAAAUUCUCAUUAUCUAAGUUCUUAGUUUUUAUUUUACAUUUCUGUUCCCGCCUGUCGACGUUGGCGAUUCGGAUACAUUAAAAUUUAAAUUUUCUACAUCCCUGCUGAAUUUAGAAUAAAGUUUUUUUUCUCUAGUUGUAUGUAUGUUGGAGGUGUUCCACUUCAGAUCUCCAGCAUUCGGUGAAUGAGUUUGUUGUUGUCGUUUCUGCGGCUUUUCUAUUCAGAGCACUGAUGUUUGCAGUAAACUUCAGUUUUAUUGUUGUUUUUUUAUAAUUCUUAUUCCAAACCUUGUUUAUGUUUUUUCCCCCUCCCAAAUUGAAUUUUUAAAUCAAAUUUAACAACACGGGUGAAAAUAUAUUUUGGGGUGAAUAACCUUUUUUCAAAGUUACUAUGUAGACCAGGAAUGUAGUCAUCGUAGCUACGAUCUUCCAGGCCUCGUUUGUGCAGAGGAGGGAUCCAUCGUUCACUGUGAACCUUUUCUUUUUCAUUUUU
Messenger RNA from Larimichthys crocea (large yellow croaker), 4533 nucleotides. It is a transcript of the gene daxx, whose product is annotated as death-domain associated protein. The transcript has 11 exons. Gene Ontology annotation, cellular component: nucleus; PML body. Bases 418 to 2673 code for a protein of 751 amino acids. NCBI's taxonomy places the organism in Eukaryota, Metazoa, Chordata, Actinopteri, Sciaenidae. The record is from RefSeq and is a predicted model, not a curated record. Gene Ontology annotation, molecular function: histone binding; transcription coactivator activity; nuclear androgen receptor binding. Gene Ontology annotation, biological process: nucleosome assembly; negative regulation of DNA-templated transcription; regulation of apoptotic process.